Messenger RNA from Lycium ferocissimum, 531 nucleotides. Its product is annotated as putative pentatricopeptide repeat-containing protein At5g43820. Bases 50 to 511 code for a protein of 153 amino acids. The transcript has a single exon. Lineage: Eukaryota; Viridiplantae; Streptophyta; Magnoliopsida; Solanales; Solanaceae. The record is from RefSeq and is a predicted model, not a curated record. Gene Ontology annotation, molecular function: protein binding.
AACAAUAUCUGCUUUUUUUAAAACUAGAAGGUAGCCGGGUGCAAUUGAAAUGUUUGAUGAAAUGUUAAACCGGGGGAUGAUUGUAACUACAGGGACUGUGACCUCUUUUCUCGAGCCUUUGUGUAGUUAUGGUCCACCCCAUGCAGCUCUAACGAUUUAUAAGAAGGCGAGACAAGCGGGAUGUAGGAUAUCCUUGACUGCAUACAAGUUGCUGCUUAUGCGGCUUUCUAGGUUUGGGAAAUGUGGUAUGCUGUUAAACAUCUGGAAUGAGAUGCAAGAAAGUGGUUAUUCUUCUGAUAUGGAAGUUUAUGAGUAUGUCAUCAAUGGGCUUUGCAACAUAGGACAGCUUGGGAAACUGCCCUUAAAGGGAAAGGAAGCUUUAGAGAAAGGAUUUUACCCCAGCAGGCUUAUCUGUAGCAAAUUAAACAAUAAGCUACUAGCUUCGAACAAAAUAGAGAUUGCAUACAGGCUUUUUCUAAAGAUAAAAAUUGCACGUGGAAAGCAAAAUUAAAACAUACUGGCGUGCUAAAG